AUGUCACUAAACAAUGUUUUCAUUUUCAUUCUCCUUUGUUGUUUUUCUCUGAUUCAUAAUGUUGCUUGUGCUGAUUAUGGAACAGCACUUACAAAAAGUUUGUUGUUUUUUGAGGGACAACGUUCAGGUGUGUUGCCUUCUAACCAGAGAGUAACUUGGAGAGGAGAUUCUGCACUUAAAGAUGGCCAAGAUGCUGGGAUUGACCUAGUUGGAGGAUAUUAUGAUGCUGGAGACAAUUUGAAGCUAGGUUUUCCAAUGGCAUUUACAACAACAAUGCUAUCAUGGAGCACAAUAGAGUUUAAAGACCAACUUGGAAAAAAGAAUGAGCUUACAAAUGCAUUAGCAGCCAUAAAAUGGGGAACAGACUACUUGAUGAAAGCACAUCAACAACCAAAUGUUUUGUAUGGAGAAAUUGGUGAUCCUGAUUCAGAUCAUCAAUGUUGGCAAAGACCAGAGGAUAUGUCAACACCUAGAAAUUCUUAUAAGAUUGAUGAACAACAUCCUGGCUCUGAUCUUGCUGCUGAAACUGCUGCUGCUUUGGCUGCUGCUUCCAUUGCUUUUCAAUCUGUGGACAAUGAUUAUGCCUCCAAAAUGCUAGUUCAUGCGACACAACUGUUUGAUUUUGCAAACAAUAACCAAGGCUUAUACCACAAUAGUAUCCCACCAGCAGCAAAAACAUAUUCCAGUAGUGGAUAUAAGGAUGAAUUACUAUGGGCAGCAGCAUGGCUUUACCACGCUACAAACUUGAAAAAAUACCUCGAUUACCUUGGAGGAGCAGGCGACAAUGGAGGUGCUAGAACAAUGUUUAGUUGGGAUGACAAGUAUCUUGGUGCACAGAUUCUUGCUGCAAAGCUUGUUUUAGAUGGGACAGUGGAGUCUUCAGGUAUUUGGACUCAAUACAAAGCAAAUGCAGAACAAUUCAUAUGUUCAUGUGCACAAAAAUCAACUCAAAAUUUUCAGAAAACACCAGGAGGUUUGUUAUGGUUUCAGCCAUGGGGUAAUAAUCAAUAUGUUUCAACUGCUACAUUUGCAAUGUCCACUUAUUCUCAAUAUUUAUCUACAAAACAAGCUUCCCUUCAAUGUAAUAGUGGUGUUGUCAGUCCUUCUGAUCUCACUUCUCUUGUUCAAGCUCAGGUGGACUACAUAUUGGGUUCUAAUCCAAAACAGAUGAGUUACAUGGUGGGAUAUGGAUCAAAUUAUCCACAACAAAUUCAUCAUAGAGGAGCUUCAAUUAUAUCAAUCAAGCAAGAUAGUUCACCAUUAGGAUGCAAAGAUGGCUUUGAAAAAUGGUUCAAUAAAAAUGCACCAAACCCUAAUACAUUAGAAGGAGCAAUUGUGAGUCCAGAUCAAAAUGAUGAUUUUACGGAUAAUAGAAAUGACUACCAAUUAGGAGAACCAACUACUGUUUCUGUUGCACCUUUAGUUGGUGUUCUUGCUUAUCUAGCUUAA
Medicago truncatula (barrel medic) is the source of this 1449-nucleotide messenger RNA. RefSeq names its product endoglucanase 15. The transcript has 6 exons. Gene Ontology annotation, biological process: carbohydrate metabolic process. NCBI's taxonomy places the organism in Eukaryota, Viridiplantae, Streptophyta, Magnoliopsida, Fabales, Fabaceae. The record is from RefSeq and is a predicted model, not a curated record. The coding region runs from base 1 to 1449 and encodes 482 amino acids. Gene Ontology annotation, molecular function: hydrolase activity, hydrolyzing O-glycosyl compounds.